CAUCGCUGUGAUUGGUGGAGCGGGCUGAGGAGGAACUGGAUAACAAGCGUUGCGGAAACGGGCAGCCUGCUGUUAUAUAGAAGCGUUUUGUUUUGUUUUUAUCUGUGCUUUUGGUGAAAAUGGAAGUGGAUGAGUCGACUACUGAGACACCUCUCAAAAACCAGGACCUUAGUUUUCUACAGCAGAGUUUGGGAGCUCUUCUUUCUGAUUAUGGCUGGUACCUGCUGUUUUGGUGUGUUGCUCUUUACCUGCUUGUCCAGCAGCUGAGUAAGAGAAGAGCAGAACGGCAUGGAUCAGGUCCCGGAGAUGUUCACGAUCCUUCGGCUGUGGUGGAGCGCCAGACAGCUUUAGAAGCCGCCCGUCGAAGGAUGCAGGAGAAGCUGGAUUCUAAAGCGGAGCAAUUCAAAGAGAAACAAAAGCAGCUUGAGGAAGAGAAGAGAAGGCAGAAGAUCAAGAUGUGGGAGAGCAUGCAGGAAGGGAGGAGUUACAAGGGCAACCCCAAGCUUCUGCAUAACACAGAGGAAGCCAGCUCGACAACAGUUUUAAAACCCAAAACCAAGAAGCCACUUCGAGAUAGUGGUGCGUACGAUCGGCCUCUUUCUCAUGUAACGCGUCCCGUGCUUGGAUGUGCUCUUGGAAUUUUUCUAGACAGCCUUUUCGAAGUCUCGUUUUAAGAUGUGGGUGCAGUUUCUUAAUUUUGGAAAUAAAAUUGGAUAGUCAACAUAGGGGAACAUUGGCCAG
Messenger RNA from Lepisosteus oculatus (spotted gar), 741 nucleotides. The record is from RefSeq and is a predicted model, not a curated record. Lineage: Eukaryota; Metazoa; Chordata; Actinopteri; Semionotiformes; Lepisosteidae.